Molecule: messenger RNA, 4797 nt
Organism: Labrus bergylta (ballan wrasse)
Lineage: Eukaryota; Metazoa; Chordata; Actinopteri; Labriformes; Labridae
Gene: arhgef7b
Product: Rho guanine nucleotide exchange factor (GEF) 7b
Biological process (GO): lamellipodium assembly; intracellular signal transduction
Cellular component (GO): lamellipodium; cytoplasm
Molecular function (GO): guanyl-nucleotide exchange factor activity; protein binding
Source: RefSeq, a predicted model, not a curated record
GUGAAUCCAACAUCCGCUGAAGCAGAGAGAGAGAGAGAGAGAGAGAGAGAGAGAGAGAGAGGGAGAGAGAGAGAGGGACUAAGAGAAGCUGUCAAAGGAAGGAAAAACAUUUGUUUCUUAUUUCUACAGACAUUUUUCUUUAUUUUCGACCAGCAGAGGGAAAUCCAAGCAGUGUGUGUGUUGACUGUGAUGUUCAAACAAGGCGGGGCUGACCCUUCUGUCCCAUUUUGGACGGAGCACCGGUCCCGCAGGCAGUGAGGAGCCCUGCUGCUGCUCUUUCUGUUUCUGUUGUUUUCAGAUAUUGAAGAAGAAGCGGACAUGAAUUCGGCCGAGCAGACGGUUACUUGGCUCAUCACGCUCGGAGUCCUGGAGUCCCCGAAGAAGAGCAUCUCUGACCCGGAGGCUUUCCUGCAGACGUCCCUGCAGGAUGGAGCGGUGCUGUGCCGGCUGCUGGAGCGACUCAGACCCGGGACGGUGGACAGGUUCUUCCAGGAGCCGAGAAACGACAGCGAGUGUCAGAGAAACAUCAGCGAGUUUAUUAAAGGCUGCGGGGCUUUCAGUGUGGAGGCUUUCGAGGUGAACGACCUCCUGCAGGUGAACUUCUCCAAGGUCCUAAACUCCCUGGUCGUGCUGAACAAAGCGACGGAAGAAUCUGGUGUUUCUGAAGACGACGCGUGCGUGCCGCCCUCCUCUUCAUUGAGGAUCAAAUCUUUCGACUCUUCCAACACUCAGCCUCGCUCCUCUAAACUGCUGCAGCCUCAGUACCGGAGUCUGGACAUGUCGGAGGGCGCUGGCUGCGGCCACAUCCUGGUCAAAGCGCGCUUCCCCUUCCAGCAGACCAAUGAGGACGAGCUCUCCUUCUCCAAAGGUGACAUCAUCAGCGUGAGCCGGCAGGAGGACGGCGGCUGGUGGGAAGGCUCAGUCAACGGCAAGUCUGGGUGGUUCCCCAGCAACUACGUCCGGGAGCUGAAAGGAGGCGAUAAAACAUUAGAGAGGCAGAAGUCGGGCACUCUGAAGAGUCCGCCCAAAGGUUUUGACACGACCAUCAUCAGCAAGACGUACUACAAUGUGGUCCUGCAGAACAUCCUGGAAGCAGAGAGUGAAUAUUCGAGGGAGCUGCAGAGUCUGCUGGGUUCAUACCUGCGCUCGCUUCACCCCACAGACAGACUCACCAGCGUCGACAUCAGUCACAUUCAGGGAAAUCUGGAGGAGAUCUCGACCUUCCAGCAGAUGUUGGUUCAGUCGUUGGAGGAGCACACAAAACUUCCAGAGAAUCAGCAGAGGAUCGGCGGAUUCUUCCUCAAUCUGAUGCCUCAGAUGAAGAUCAUCUACGUGGCGUACUGCUCCACCCACCCGUGUGCUGUCAGCGUCCUCACACAACACAGUGAGGAGCUGGGGGAGUACAUGGAGUCAAAGGGGGCGUCCACUCCGGGGAUCCUGACUCUGACCACCAGUCUGAGUAAACCCUUCACUCGACUGGAGAGAUACCCGACGCUGCUCAAAGAACUGGACAGACACAUGGAGGAGCAGCACCCUGACAGAGCCGACCUCCUUGCUGCUCUUUCAGCCUUUAAAGACUUUGCAGCUCAGUGUCAGGAUGUGAGGAAGAAGAAGGACCUCGAGUUGCAGAUUUUAACCGAACCAAUCAGAAACUGGGAGGGCGAUGACAUCAGAGCCCUGGGCCCCGUCCUCCACAUGUCCCAGACCACCGUCCACACGCAGAACUGUCAGGAGUCAAACGAGCGAUACCUCGUCCUGUUUCCUCACACUCUGCUCAUGCUCUCUGCCAGUCUGAGGAUGAGCGGAUUCAUCUAUCAGGGGAGGAUACCACUGUCAGGAAUACUGAUAUCAAGAAUAGAAGACGGAGAUAACCUGAAGAACGCUUUUGAGAUAUCAGGUGCAGGUGGUCAGUGCGAGCGGAUGCAGGUUGCUUGUAACAAUCAGCACGAUCUGCAGGACUGGCUGGACCUCCUCACAAAACACACACACACUCCGGCUGUGCACACACACCCGCACAAGCCUCAGUCUGUGUGUCACACACUGCCCUCUCAACCCGUCACUCCGUCCAGACACUCAGAGUCUCGAGGAGGCAGCGGCUCAGGAAACAACUACCACACACUCCCCCAUCCAUCUUCACUCGGCACCACACACACCAGCAGCAGCAGUCCGACGUGGGGGCCCCUGGAGCCUCCGAGCACGCCCAAACCCUGGAGCCUGAGCUGCCUCCGCCCUGCGCCUCCUCUCCGGCCCUCUGCUGCGCUCUGCCAGAAGGAGGAUCUGAGUAAAAGUCCAAAGAACAUGAAGAAGCUGCUGCCAAAGAGGAAACCAGAGAGGAAACCUUCAGAGGAGGAUUUCUCAGUCAGAAAAAGUACGGCCGCUCUGGAGGAAGACGCUCAGAUUCUGAAGGUGAUCGAAGCGUACUGCACGAGCGCAAAGACACGACAGACUCUCAACUCCACCUGGCAAGGGACUGACCUCAUGCACAACCACGUGCUCGCUGACACCAGCCUCACUGUCACGGGUAACCCUGGUAACCCGCCGUGUUCUGACCAAUCAGAGGACUCCGAUUAUGACAGUAUCUGGACGGCCACUAGUUACAGGACGGCCUCGUUUUCUCGCUCCAGCAGGCAGAACGUCCACAUGUUGUUCCCGGAGGAGGAGAAGAUCAUCGUGGAGGAGACGAAGAGCAACGGACAAACUGUGGUGGAGGAGAGGGGUCUGGUGGACACCGUGUACUGUCUGAAAGAUGAAGUCCAGGAGCUCAAACAGGACAACAAGAGGAUGAAGAGGACGCUGGAGGAGGAGCAGCGAGCGAGGAAGGAGCUGGAGAGAAUCAUCCGGAGAGUUCUGAAGAGCAUGAACGACCCCACCUGGGACGAGACUAACCUCUGAGACGUUUGGACGAGACUAACCUCUGAGACGUUUGGACGAGACUAACCUCUGAGACGUUUGGACGAGACUAACCUCUGAGACGUUUGGACGAGACUAACCUCUGAGACGUUUGGACGAGACUAACCUCUGAGACGUUUGGACGAGACUAACCUCUGAGACGUUUGGACGAGACUAACCCCUGAGACGUUUGGACGAGACUAACCCCUGAGACGUUUGGACGAGACUAACCUCUGAGACGUUUGAGACGUUUGAGACGUUUGGACGAGACUAACCUCUGAGACGUUUGGACGAGACUAACCUCUGAGACGUUUGGACGAGACUAACCUCUGAGACGUUUGGACGAGACUAACCUCUGAGACGUUUGGACGAGACUAACCUCUGAGACGUUUGACGAGACUAACCUCUGAGACGUUUGGACGAGACUAACCUCUGAGACGUUUGGACGAGACUAACCUCUGAGACGUUUGGACGAGACUAACCUCUGAGACGUUUGGACGAGACUAACCUCUGAGACGUUUGGACGAGACUAACCUCUGAGACGUUUGGACGAGACUAACCCCUGAGACGUUUGGACGAGACUAACCUCUGAGACGUUUGAGACGUUUGAGACGUUUGGACGAGACUAACCUCUGAGACGUUUGGACGAGACUAACCUCUGAGACGUUUGGACGAGACUAACCUCUGAGACGUUUGAGACGUUUGGACGAGACUAACCUCUGAGACGUUUGGACGAGACUAACCUCUGAGACGUUUGGACGAGACUAACCUCUGAGACGUUUGGACGAGACUAACCUCUGAGACGUUUGGACGAGACUAACCCCUGAGACGUUUGGACGAGACUAACCUCUGAGACGUUUGAGACGUUUGAGACGUUUGGACGAGACUAACCUCUGAGACGUUUGGACGAGACUAACCUCUGAGACGUUUGGAUGAGACUAACCUCUGAGACGUUUGGACGAGACUAAUUCCUGAGACGUUUGAGACGUUUGGAUGAGACUAACCCCUGAGACGUUUGGACGAGACUAAUUCCUGAGACGUUUGAGACGUUUGGAUGAGACUAACCCCUGAGACGUUUGGACGAGACUAAUUCCUGAGACGUUUGGACGUGACUAACCCCCAAGACGUUUGGACGAGACUAACCCCCAAGACGUUUGGACGAGACUAAUUCCUGACUUGCAAAUGGGCCAAAUGACGUUCAUACUUUGGACACGAGCUGCCAAUAAAACGUUUUCACUUGAACCAAACCGGAUCGAGAGAGAGAACAGCUGCCAUCCAACAGACCGUGAAGCUGUGACGUCAAAUCAGCUGGUAGGCGCAAUGACAUCACUUCCUGUCAUGCUGCUUUUUACGCCUUCUAUGGACUGCUGACAAACUAAUCACUUCUCCUUUUUGUGUGUUUAUCUUUCAUUCCUGAAUGUUUUUAUUUCCUCUCUGUGGAUGUCUUAAAUAUAAAAAACCUUUAAAUCCUCUUUAAGCAUUUUUUAUUCUCGCAGAGUGAGACGUCUCUCAGAGAGCAUCACAGUUUCUUUUCUUUUAGUUCAGAGGUCGAUUAUUUAAAUGUGUCUUUUUCUAUUUAAAGACCGAAAUCCAAGCAAUGCAACGCCGUAAAAUAUUGUUUUUUAUUAUGAUUUUUACAACUUCAAUAUGCAACUAAGUGUAAAAUGAUUCCUUAUUUUUAUAUCUGUGAUUGUGUUUGUAUUCUGAACAGCUGGUUUUCAUUUGAGACUUUUUUUUCUACUGGACCCGAUCAGUUCUUUCACCAACAAGUGAAACCAGAGACACUAAUGAAGUCUUACUAACGUAUUUAACUGAUGAUGUGUUGUGUGUCGAUUACAGGAGAUAUGAAGAAUCAUCCUCCGUUUAUUUAUUUCACCUGUUUGUCUGAAUAAACUUUAAUAAAUCCAA